This is a messenger RNA of Rhinocladiella mackenziei CBS 650.93, 462 nucleotides long. RefSeq lists its product as uncharacterized. The transcript has a single exon. NCBI's taxonomy places the organism in Eukaryota, Fungi, Ascomycota, Eurotiomycetes, Chaetothyriales, Herpotrichiellaceae. Bases 1 to 462 code for a protein of 153 amino acids. The record is from RefSeq and is a predicted model, not a curated record.
AUGACUUGCGCAUCAACCAAUUUGGCCAUGCGUAUCGAGAUCGCGCUCCACCCAUCCAUCACUCCCCGCAAGCUGCUGGCCACCAAGACCCAAAUCUUCGCCGAGCUUGAGUACCUGCGAGAAAGCUCUGAGUAUUGGAGCAGCCUCAUCUGGACGCUGCGGAUGUUCGAGGCUGUCAUUGCUAGGACGCGACUGGGCCUGACCGAAGCGUCCCCCAACGAGCCUUGCGAAGGAGACGCCGACACCAUAUCCAUCAACGCGCGAGUCAACGCUGCUGACGCCCAGAGUCGGCAAAGCGAGUGCUCGAAUAGUGGGACGUGUGAGGCAUGGGACGAUGCUGCUGAUCUGAAUUUCCCCGUGUCUGAUGAUGUGUUUGGCAUCUUGCCAGUCACGGAUAAUUAUGACUGGCUGCAAAACCUAUUUGGCACGACGGACGUUCUAGACCCGGCAGGCAGUCUCUGA